AUGGUGUCAAUCGAGAAUCCUUUUCCCCGCCUUCGCAAGGUCCACAGGCACAAUGUCGAAACCUUUACUUCAGCACCUCUUUCAGAGCUCUCAGGAUCGCUGGGCGAUCUUGGGACACUCUUACCGCUCAUGACGGCCCUUGUCAUCACCAGAUCGAUUUCCCUACCUGCGACGCUCCUCUUCACAGGAGCUGCCAAUAUAUUGACAGGAGUCGCAUUCGGGAUCCCGCUACCGGUGCAGCCCAUGAAGGCGAUAGCGGCGGUAGCCAUUGCGAGGAAGUUCACGCUGGAAGAGAACGCCGCAGCUGGCAUAGUGGUCGCCUCUUUAGUCGGCGUACUAAGUAUUACCGGCCUGAUCAACUACGUCAACAAACUCACUCCUACUCCGGUGGUCAAAGGAAUCCAAGUUGGUGCCGGUCUGUCCCUGUGUAUCAGCGCAGGGACUAAGAUGCUUGUACCGCUCAGCUGGACAGGUCCCUGGUGGGGCGACAAUCUCCUAUGGGCCAUUGCAGCAGUAAUUCUCUUGCUCUUGACAUUCCCAUACCCUAGAUUACCAUACACCUUGAUCAUCUUUGCAGUCGGCAUUAUCCUCUCCAUUUUAUCUCCGGCGAGCAACACGUCAACUCCAGCUAUAAUCGACAUUCCAGUCCUCCAUCCAUCAGGUAAGGACUUCUGGAAAGCUACCACGACGGCUUCUCUAGGCCAACUCCCUCUCACGUUGCUCAACUCCGUCAUCGCGGCCGCGGCACUAGCCUCCGAUCUUUUGCCCUCGCCGCCUUAUCCAGCUGCUCCAACGGUAACCGAACUGGGUAUCUCCGUGGCUGCAAUCAACCUUGUAGCAUGUUGGUUUGGAGGCAUGCCGACUUGCCACGGCUCAGGUGGUCUCGCCGGCCAAUAUCGCUUCGGUGCGCGCAGCGGCGCCAGCAUCGUUCUUCUCGGCGCUCUGAAGUUCGUCCUCGGCAUCAUCGCGUUCUUCCAGCCCGGCCCCAUCGUCAGUGUCCUCUCUGGCAUCCCCAGCUCGCUUCUCGGUGUGCUCAUCCUCGCGGCUGGACUCGAGCUGGCGAAAGUCGGUGAGAGCGUGAAUACGGAUGCUCGGGAUCUGCGCGUGUUGGACGUGAACAACUCGUGGGACGGCAAGAGGUUGAAAGAGCUCGGAGAGACCGAGAGGAAGGAGAGAUUCAUGGUGAUGCUAGUCACGGUAGCGACGCUGUUAGCCUUCAAGAACGAUGCUGUGGGUUUCGUUGCCGGACUGGUGUGGCACUUGGGAUUCAAGGCUGCUGGAAGAGUGGGAGAGUGGCAGGAUCGUCGCGAUGGUAGACCCUUUUGGAGGUCGGUUCGUCAUCGGCACGAGGAAAGCACUGGGCUUCUGGCCCACGAAGAGCAUGACAGGGUGGCUUGA
This is a messenger RNA of Didymosphaeria variabile, 1398 nucleotides long. RefSeq lists its product as uncharacterized. Bases 1 to 1398 code for a protein of 465 amino acids. NCBI's taxonomy places the organism in Eukaryota, Fungi, Ascomycota, Dothideomycetes, Pleosporales, Didymosphaeriaceae. The record is from RefSeq and is a predicted model, not a curated record. Gene Ontology annotation, biological process: molybdate ion transport. Gene Ontology annotation, molecular function: molybdate ion transmembrane transporter activity. The transcript has 2 exons.